Arvicola amphibius (Eurasian water vole) is the source of this 908-nucleotide messenger RNA. RefSeq names its product glucosamine 6-phosphate N-acetyltransferase-like. Gene Ontology annotation, biological process: UDP-N-acetylglucosamine biosynthetic process. The transcript has a single exon. Gene Ontology annotation, molecular function: glucosamine 6-phosphate N-acetyltransferase activity; monosaccharide binding. Gene Ontology annotation, cellular component: endoplasmic reticulum-Golgi intermediate compartment; Golgi apparatus; endoplasmic reticulum. The coding region runs from base 51 to 542 and encodes 163 amino acids. NCBI's taxonomy places the organism in Eukaryota, Metazoa, Chordata, Mammalia, Rodentia, Cricetidae. The record is from RefSeq and is a predicted model, not a curated record.
ACGCGCCUGGAGGGGAGUGUGGAUCGCUUCGGUGUGAUUUUACUGGAAAGAUGAAACCCGAUGAAACGCCUAUGUUUGACCCAAGUCUGCCUGAAGAAGUGGACUGGAGUCAGAAUACAGCCACAUUUUCUCCAGCCAUUUCUCCAAAGAAUCCUGGAGAAGGCUUGGUUUUGAGGCCUCUUUGUACUGCAGACUUGAAUAAAGAAUCUUUUGAGCAUAUGAAGAAGUCUGGGGAUUACUAUGUUACAGUUGUGGAAGAUGUCACCCUAGGACAAAUUGUUGCAACAGCAACUCUGAUAAUAGAACAUAAAUUUAUCCAUUCAUGUGCUAAGAGAGGGAGAGUAGAAGACGUCGUUGUUAGUGAUGCAUGCAGAGGGAAGCAGCUCGGCAAACUGUUAUUAUCAACUCUGACUUUGCUAAGCAAGAAGCUGAACUGUUACAAGAUCACCCUUGAAUGUCUACCACAAAACGUUGGCUUCUACCAAAAGUUUGGUUAUACAGUGUCUGAAGAAAAUUACAUGUGUCGGAGGUACCUAAAGUAAAGAACACCGUGAAGAUAAUGCUCCAGGGCUUUUCCGUUCAUUUCUGUUGCUGCAGCCCAGUGAGCUCCAUUCCUUCUAGACUGGAAGCAACUGUAGUAGUGACACAAGAGCAUGCCUGUGGCUGCUGGGACUGCUCUGCGUUCAAGGAAUACAAAUGAUCAUAAAGGGGAUGAUUUUUAACCAAAGGAAUAUAUUUUCAACUUGAAUCUUUUCUUGCAUUGUAUUUUUCUAAAGUUUGUCUUCAUUUCUGAAGUAGUCAAGAGUAUGGGUAGUAAAGAGUUGUAUCUGCUCUGUGCUGCUCAUUUUUAAAUAUAUGUAUAUAUAUUGAAUAAGGCUUUUAUCACAUAAAAUUAUUUUUGCCUCAUA